Micropterus salmoides (largemouth bass) is the source of this 3729-nucleotide messenger RNA. It is a transcript of the gene stx10, whose product is annotated as syntaxin-10. Gene Ontology annotation, biological process: Golgi vesicle transport. The record is from RefSeq and is a predicted model, not a curated record. NCBI's taxonomy places the organism in Eukaryota, Metazoa, Chordata, Actinopteri, Centrarchiformes, Centrarchidae. The coding region runs from base 107 to 850 and encodes 247 amino acids. Gene Ontology annotation, cellular component: membrane. The transcript is spliced from 9 exons.
AGAAGAAGACGUUGAUCAACUCUACACAACCGCCACAGACUGCAAGUGUCACUAAAAUAGUUCUGCCUGCGAAGUGCGCAUGCGCCGGGAGUAAAGCGGAAGCAUCAUGUCGCUCGAAGACCCAUUUUUCGUUGUGAAGGGGGAGGUGCAGAAGGCCCUCUCUCGUGCUCGGGGCCUGUUUGAUAGAUGGGAGGAACUGUUGCAGGAUGGGUCACAGGUAAGUCGUGAUGAGCUAGACUGGAGUACUAAUGAACUGAGGAACUGUCUGAGGGCCAUAGACUGGGAUCUGGAGGACCUCAGUGAAACCAUCAAUAUUGUGGAGUCGAACCCAGGGAAGUUCAAACUGGGUGACUAUGAACUUCAGGAGCGGAGAGACUUUGUGGAGCGAACCAGGAAAUCUGUUCAGGAGAUGAAAGAUCAGCUGUCCAGCCCUUCAGCUGUGGCUCAGGCAGAGAAGAAGAACAGACAGGCUCUGCUGACUUCUUCAGGACAGGACAGGUCAUCGGGACUGGACGCUCAUAUGGUGUCUGCAAAUUCCAGAUACAUCCAGGAGCAGCAGGAACAACAACAGCUGAUCAUGCAGGAGCAGGAUGAGCAGCUGGAGUUGGUGUCAGGCAGCAUCAGAGUCCUCAAAGACAUGUCGGGACGCAUCGGGGACGAGCUCGACGAGCAGGCUAUUAUGUUGGGGGAUUUUGGAGACGAGAUGGACCAGACAUCGUCCCGUAUGGACUCGGUCCUAAAGAAGCUGGAGAAGGUGUCUCACAUGACCAGCAGUCGGAGGCAGUGGUGUGCCAUCGGUGUGCUGGUCACCAUCUUGAUUGUAGUCCUCAUCCUCUUCUUCGCUCUCUGAUGCCGGCUGACCUUUGACCUCCCGACUACGUUUGCCGACUCCUCCCUGUUAGGAUGGACAGACACAAGAAGAAGAACGGGAGGGGAAGGAGGAGAGAGACCGUCCCCCCUUUCUUCACAAUGAGGAGAGACUGAUGACCCGCAGAGAGGUGUCAGGAUAUAAUUGUCCACCCCCCUCUGCUUUUAAUGCUUCUAGUGAAAACAGAAAACAACACACAGCUGGGGUCUCUCGACAGAAGCGCCUCACAGGAAAAAUCCCAGCGGUAUUAUGGAUUACAAAUUGGUGCAUUUCAGUAGUUGGAAACAAUGGUACUCAUUGGGAGGGUCAGGGCAGGAGGCUGCUGCUGUCAGGUUAAAAGCACAAAUCUGCUAAAGGUUUAACAAAUCAAGACGUAUUCAAGAUAUUUCAAGUCGCAUCGCAAUUUUAAAAAUUACACACAACUGUUCAGCGGCAGUAAAAAUGAUUUUGUAAAAACGUUAGGAAACAACAGAAUUUGAACACUUGUAAUUUAUUUUCUUCAGAACUACAAAACUGAUCUGUUUUGUUAGUAAAUAGUUUUUAUAGUGCUUUCCGACAGAUCUGACAGUUUUUGUAAAGAAAAUGUCUCUGAGAACAACUAUUGUGACAAUAAUUUCAGUUGGCUGGUGAGACCGGGCUACCAGCCAAAAAGUGUUGUUUUUUUAAUGCUGAUAAAUAUGGAUUUGUUAACAGUUUAAACAAGAAAAAUGCAGUUAUUUGUGUUUUAAGCUGACGGGAGCCGUGCGGAAGGGAGGAGACUGGGUGUUGUCAGUGUGGCCUUAAAUAUAUUUUUAUAUUGUAAAAUGUGCAGUACGUUUAUGUGCCUACAUGUGAAUCAGGGUGGAACACCGAGUGUUAAGUUCUAGUCCUCAAUUAAAUUAGGAAAGUUAUAGUUGGCCAAAAUCCUGCAGGUUUUCCUUCCAGUCCAACAUAACAGCAGCUGAUUUCCCUGAUUAACACAUUUCAGGCAGGAAGGAAGAGUUAGUCACUUCUAAAAUCAGUUGCUGUGGUGUUUCUGGUCAAAACAUGUAGACUUAUAGGCAUGACAUUAGGCUGCGCAUCCCUGAUAUGAAAUGCAGGCUUUGCUCUGCCUGCCACUUUGUCAGAAAUGUACAGAUCCUUCGGGCUCGGGCCGGCAGACAGAAACGUUUAAUUUCCUGCCCUGAUUGUGAUCCGUCUCUGUGGAGUGAAGUCAGGUCUGCAGCCAGCCGCCUUCGCGCUGCUGCAGGCAGUUAAGCACAUGAUUGGCUGAGGCUUUGUUACUCUCACUGGGUGAUGAGAGACAACCUUGGCUCAUAGCAAAUGGGUUUGCCUGUUUUAUUGAAAAGCUUUAGCUAAUAAUGAGAGUACGAACAGUUGCUGGGCAGGAUGUCUCCGCACUCAGCCCAGAUUUAGGCUUACAGCUCCCUCUACUGGAGGCUGUAGGUCAUGUUAUUUCUUUGUGUCAUGUCUGGCAACACUACCCACGCUAGGGUGUGUUGCAGCGCUGUAUAAAUAUAAACUGAUGCUUUAAAUGUGUGUAAAUGAACAUGAUUCCUGUACAAAGGCUUUAUGCAGACUCAAUCUUAUUUUUAAUCCUGUGUGAUUCAGAUUUUUUUACACUCAAUGUUUGCUUUUCUCAAGCAGUUAGAGAAAAAUGAUGAACUAAAGAGUUUUGUGACAGUUCUACUAAACCUAUUAACCAGAAGAGUCAGAGGUCACAUGCCCAGGAUUUAAAUGUUUGUGGGGGGUUCAGGGAUGUCUCACUGUUGAGUUUCCUCACUGCCAGAGCUCUUUUAAUCUUCAUAGUUUGUAUGUGCUUUUACAUAUUCAAGCCCUCAGUCCUUAAAUGCUUCAGUAGGGAAAAUUAGCAGAAUACUUGAAAAUGGCUGCAAGCAUAAAUGAAGCACUCAUGUGGUUUCCACUCCAGUCAUGAGUCACUGUUAGACCUCAAGGUAACGAUGCAAGGUAAAGGCAUCUGGAAACACAUCUGAUGAUUUCUAAUACACCUUACUUCCUGUGUGAAGUUAAAGCUGUUUAGUGCUUUUCUGUUUAGAUUUGACUGCGUCUGAUUUUAAUUGCAUGAUACUGUAACAUCACAACUGCAUAGGAGAGUAUUGUGAGCUCAGUUCUAGUCUUUGUUUUAUUCUGAAGGAUAUAGGCUGUAUUUAAUGAAUCAGUGCAGUGAAAACUGAAAACUUACAUCAUAAGUCACUUUGCGUUAUUUCAUAAAUUACACUAGUGACUUAUGAGGCAAAUCAGUUUUUCACAGACGACUUACUUUCUUUUAGAAAAAUGUAGCAAACCUUUUCAACUGGCCUAUGAGUGGUUAAAAACUGCUGAUGAACCUCAACAUCUGUAGCUAAAGUGCCAAUGAUCCAAAUUUCAUUUAUUCUGUUUAACUGAUCAGCCUUUAAACACAACGAGUCGCUUUUGACUGGGAAGUUGUCUUGAAUGUAACCGGACUUUGACAUGUUUAAUUGUAAACGUCUCUCUUGCUGGUGAAACUGUAAAGAGGUGAAUUUUGGGAGGAUCUGAAUGUGCUUUUUUUUUUUUAAUACAAUAUUGGCUGCAAUUGUGCAGUUCACUGUCAAACCGCUUGUGUCUGCACAUUGCUUUUCAAUUCACUGCUCUGCUAUAUUAAAUGUAUUUACUUACACACACACACACACACUACAUGAAGAAUAAAUGUUCCGUGGCAGCUGUUGCUUCUUUGACAAAAAACAUUACAUCUGCAUAAAGUGAGUUGAAUGAUUAUUUUCUAACUGACACUCAGAGGUGUUUGAAAUUGUUUUGUGGGAUUUGAAGUUUCAUUAAACUUGUUCAACAUGAAGUGACUAAACUGCAGAUUUUUUUUUAAAUAAAUUGAUGUUUGUACAGUG